GGUAGGUUAGGUAGUUAUGCAUAUGCGUAUAGAGGUAUGCGUAUGUAUUCAGAGGUACCUCCCCUCGACACGUCAAGCCGCUAAAAGGGCAUUUAGGUACCUAUUUGGGAACUAUCUGGGGUAGUCGCCGUGGUGACCCAGGGCUGCUCCUGUUGGGUACCCGCUGCAAAGUCCUACCUGCUAGUAACCUCUCUCUCCCUCUCCUCGGCCCUCAAGUCCACCCCCAAACUGCCCGACCUGUGCUGGAACUCUGCAAAAAACGGGCUCGAUCACGUUAGCCUCGUUAGCAAUGGAUUUUUAAAUUGUCUGUCGGCAGCGAGAUGUUCCCUGUGGCACAACCACCCAUAUUGCACCCCUGUCGCCCUCAGGAAAGCUGUCGCGAUGGCCGUCCCUCAUUGGUUGGACCUUGUCGCAACCUCCUGUUUACCUGCGACCUCGUCAACUUCAACCUCACCACUCUUCCUUCUCGUUUCCAUCGAUUCCCCAUCCAACUUCAAACUCUCUCCUCAUCUACCCGAAUUUCACAGUCGCCGUGCCCCAGCGACCGACUUAAGGGCUUCUGGAUUUCAUUUUAAGAGCAUAUACUGCAUUAUUUAGGACACCGUCGCGGUAUCAUGCCUGUCGAGCUUCGAAAGCGCAAAGCACCUGCGCCGGUCCCAGAUCCUCCGGCUAAGAAGCAGACGAGGACUACCAAGGCUGCGACUAAGGCUAAGGAAACCUCGAAGCCCACCACUGCGAAAUCUGCCGCUGCCAAUGGCUCAUCCAAGUCUGCAAAGCUCGCAAAGCCCGCGAAGCCCGUGAAGCCCGCGAAACCCGUCGCUGGUGGCGCCAUCGCCCUAGACGGGUUCGGUGGCGAGAUCGAGACAAAUGACGGCACCAAAACUAGCUUGAAGGCGCUGGUUGACGAGAGCAUAUCCGGUGUCGUGAUUUUUACCUACCCGAGGGCUUCCACGCCAGGCUGCACCAACCAGGCCUGUCUCUUUAGGGACUCCUACGAGUCUCUAACCAAGGGCGGCCUUGCGAUCUACGGUCUUUCGACCGACUCGCCCAAGGCCAACACUACCUUCAAGACGAAGCAGAACCUACCCUACCCUCUCCUGUGCGAUCCCGGCGCCACCUUGAUUGAUGCCAUCGGGUUCAAGAAGGCGCCCAGGGGCACUACUCGUGGCGUCUUCGUCGUUGAUAAAUCUGGCAAGGUUCUUCUGCUCGAGCCUGGCAGCCCCGCUGGCACUGUUCAAGCUGUAAAGAAGCUAGUUGAAGAGAGCGGGGAGGCUGGUGCUGCCGAGAAGCCAGCGGAGAGUACCGACGAAAAGCCCGGGGAGGAGAAGGAAGAAGAGGAGGAGGAGGAAGAGGAGGAAGCCAAGCCCGCCAAUGGCGAGGCCGCCGAGGAGAAGACUGGGGCGGCCGAGUGACGAGUGGCAGGAGGCUUAUUGGCUCAUUCGAUUUCGUGUCUAGUGGUUUUCCUAUCUCGUGUUGUAGUACAAUAGCCUUGACGAUGUUGAUGGAAUUAGUCAGCUUGCGAGUAGGGGGCGGCAUAGAGUGACGAGGACAACAACUGGGAGAUCGGCAUUUGCGUUAUAAUUUAUCGGUGCGAUAUCUACAUACCUGCAACUUAGUACCUUGUCUUUGAUUAGUAAACUAUCGCUAUGAAAACCUCUACCAAGGCUGGUUGGUACCUAUUAGAGAUACCUCUUGGCUGCGCUUUAGCCACCUGUGGCGGGGAUUUCUUGAUUUAAUUGGUAGAAAAGGAG
Messenger RNA from Durotheca rogersii, 1751 nucleotides. Its product is annotated as AhpC-TSA-domain-containing protein. Gene Ontology annotation, molecular function: thioredoxin peroxidase activity. The coding region runs from base 615 to 1412 and encodes 265 amino acids. The transcript has 2 exons. NCBI's taxonomy places the organism in Eukaryota, Fungi, Ascomycota, Sordariomycetes, Xylariales, Xylariaceae. Gene Ontology annotation, biological process: cell redox homeostasis; cellular response to oxidative stress. The record is from RefSeq and is a predicted model, not a curated record. Gene Ontology annotation, cellular component: cytoplasm.